Molecule: messenger RNA, 261 nt
Organism: Botrytis byssoidea
Lineage: Eukaryota; Fungi; Ascomycota; Leotiomycetes; Helotiales; Sclerotiniaceae
Exons: 2
Coding region: 1-261 (86 amino acids)
Source: RefSeq, a predicted model, not a curated record
AUGUCAUCCUCAGAAGUACCUCAAGGAAAUUCCACAGACAACGAUUAUGUCUCCCGUCCUGGCCACAAGCAGGAUCCAAUUCCAGUCCUGAGUGACGAAGCUCCUAUCGAAGAGGAAACCGCCGACAACGUCGCUGUCGACAAAAGCAAUAUCAUCGAUGAUAAAACCAGGCAUGCUGCUAAGUCUGCUGAGACUUACCGAGAACCGGGAGACAAUGAGGGUUUACCAGAAAAUGAUGGGAGGAGUGCUGUUGCCCAGUAA